UGCUUUUUAAAGUUUGAAACUUUGGCGAGAAAAAGGAAUUCAAAAUUGAAAUCCUGAACUCUCAUUAUUCAUAGCAGCCAGUAAGUGGGGAGAAUUGGUUCGACUUCCACCGCCCGAAUCGCCGCUCUCCGGUUCGCGCUUUUGUUAUCUCAGGUUUAGCUAAUUGGCAAACUCACACAUGCAUUUCUGUUGGGAAAAUUAAAGAAAAUAAGAGGAAAAUGUCACUUCUGAGUAGAUUCUUUUACAAAAGACCCCCAGAUGGGUUGCUCGAAUUCGUAGAGAGAGUAUACGUAUUUGAUUCCUGUUUUUCCACUGAAGUCUUGCCUGAUGAAAUGUACCAAAUAUAUCUACAUGAAAUCAUUACUGAGUUACAUGAAGAAUUCCCCGACUCGUCCUUCCUUGCAUUCAACUUUCGGGAGGGUGAGAAACGUAGCCAAUUUGCUGAGAUAUUAUGCGAAUAUGAUGUUACAGUUAUGGAUUAUCCGCGACAGUACGAGGGUUGUCCACUCCUUCCAUUAUCUCUUAUUCAACAUUUUCUUCGUGUUUGUGAGAGUUGGCUCUUGAAUGACAAGCAACAAAAUGUUAUUCUUCUCCAUUGUGAGAGGGGAGGUUGGCCACUCUUGGCUUUCCUUUUAGCUAGCUUUCUCAUUUUCAGAAAACUGCAUAGUGGGGAACGCAAGACGCUUGAAAUUGUACAUCGAGAAGCUCCUAAAGGUUUAUUGCAGCUUUUGUCGCCUUUAAAUCCUCUCCCAUCUCAGCUGCGGUACCUUCAGUACGUGGCAAGGAGAAAUAUAGCUCCAGAGUGGCCACCUCCUGAGCGGGCACUUUCUUUAGACUGUGUUAUACUUAGAGCCAUUCCAAACUUUGAUACCCAAAAAGGCUGCACUCCAGUUAUCAGAAUUUUUGGUCGGAAUCUCCUUAGUAAGGGCGGGCUUUCAACCCAGAUGAUAUUCUCCAUGCCUAGGAAGAAGACACUUCGGAACUACCGUCAAGCAGACUGUGAUGUCAUCAAAAUUGACAUUCAGUGUUUAGUGCAAGGAGAUGUUGUAUUGGAGUGUGUCCACUUGGAUUUGGAUCCAGAGAGGGAAGUUAUGAUGUUCCGUAUUAUGUUCAACACUGCAUUUAUUCGUUCCAACAUACUGAUGCUGAAUUCUGAUAACUUGGACAUUCUAUGGGAUGCAAAGGAGCGCUAUCCAAAGGGCUUCCGAGCUGAGGUAUUGUUUGGGGAGUUUGAGAGCAUUUCUCCUCCGAGAGCUCCAACUACAACUUUGAAUGGUGAGGAGAAAGGUGGAUUGCCCCAUGAUACUUUUUCUAGGGUUCAAGAACUUUUCAAUGGAGUUGAGUGGAUUGAUAGCAAUGAUGAUGCGGCCUUGUGGUUUCUUAAACAGCUCUCUGUCCUAAGUGAUGCGAAAGAAUUGUCAAGGUUUCAAAACAAAAUGAGUUUAUAUUCAUCACCUGCUGACUCUGAAGAAGAAAAUAAUGCAUCUAGCACUGCUGACAGUGCUGAUGAAGCAUUUGACACUGUUUCCAAGGCUUCAGCAGAUUCAACAAAAGCAUUGAUGCUGGACAGUUUUGAUUCUGCCCCCUUAUCAUAUGAGAAUGAUGGCCCACCUGAUGCGAACUUUACUUCAGAGCCUCCUGAUCAAGAAUCAUUUGGACCCGUCCUGGAUUCUCUUCAUCAGCAAUCAUUAGAUACAAGUAAAGGACCUCCACCUUGUUCAUUCCCUGAAUCAUUGGCACCAAAAUCCCUAUCAACAGAACCAUUAUGUCUUGCUCUUCACACUCUACCAUCACCUCCACCGCCACCACCGCCUCCACCGCCACCACUUCCUUUUAUUGGUGUUAGUAGAGGGUCUUCACCAUCCCCACCACUUCCACCCCUUAGCAUAUCCAGUAAAGAUUCUGUGAACCGCUUACAUUUGGCUACUACAAGAAGUCCACCACCGCCGCCACCACCACCACCCCUUGUUCCAUCUCAUUUUGUCUCUAGCAAAAGCCCACUGCCACCUCCUCCCCCACCUCCACCAACUUCUUCUACAGUGCCACCGCCGACCCCACCGACUCCUCCCUUUAAGUCUAGUCAGCAGUCUUUGCCGUCACCACCACCACCACCUCCACCACCUCCACCUCCUCCGUUUUUGGGAAGUACAACUAACAAGCUACCGCCACCCCCGCCUCCCCCUCCUCCUCCACUGUCCACUUCUAGUUCUGUUUUUAGAGCACCUCCAGCUCCAUCACCUUCUCCUAUGAGUGGUAGCCUUAGUACUAAUAAUAGGGCACCACCCCCGCCUCCUCCUCCUCCACCAUCCACUUCUAGCUCUGUUUUUGGAGCACCGCCAGCUCCACCACCUCCUCCUAUGAGUGGUAGCCUUGGUACUAAUAGUAGGGCACCGCCCCCGCCUCCUCCUCCUCCACCGUCCAUUUCUAGUUCUGGGGUUGGAGCACCCCCACCUCCACCUCCUCCUCCUAUGAGUGGUAGUGUUGGUAAUUAUACUAGGUCACCACCCCCACCUCCACCUCCUUCAGGACCUACAAGGCCAACCCCACCUCCUCCACCACCAGCACCAAUGCCACCAAGUCGCGGUGCAACAACAUCUGUGCCUCCACCACCUGGAGCAAAGGGCUCUAGUGCACCACCACCACCGCCACCAUCAGUUGGAAGGGGCAAAGCGUCUUCUGGGCUGGGGAUUGUUGGAAAAGGCCGUGCUACUUCUAUUGCCCCAAAGAAAACUUCCUUAAAGCCCUUACACUGGGUGAAAGUUAAUCGAGCAAUGAAAGAGAGUUUAUGGGAGGAUUUUCAGAAACAAGGCAAUCAGCCAAGGGCUCCUGAAAUAGAUAUAUCAGAACUUGAAAGUCUGUUCUCAGCAGCCGCUGCUUCAGAUGUGCAUGGCAGUAAGACUGCUGGUCGACGUGGUCCUAACAUUACCAAACCUGAGAAAGUGCAACUGAUUGACUUGCGACGAGCGUAUAACUGUGAAAUUAUGCUUUCAAAAGUAAAGAUCCCCUUGCCAGAUAUGAUUAAUGCAGUUCUAGCUCUGGAUUCUUCUGUUCUUGACAUUGAUCAGGUUGAGAAUCUCAUUAAAUUUUGUCCUACCAAAGAAGAAAUGGAAACUUUGAAGAACUAUGCAGGCGACAAGGAAAUGCUGGGGAAGUGUGAACAGUUUUUCGUAGAGCUAAUGAAGGUUCCACGAGUAGAAUCCAAGUUACGAGUAUUUGCUUUCAAAAUUACCUUUUCUAGUCAGGUGAAUGAUUUAAGAUCUAAUCUGAAUACAAUCAAUGGUGCUGCUAAUGAGGUGAAGGAAUCUGUGAAAUUGCGACAGAUAAUGCAGACAAUCCUUACUUUGGGAAAUGCCUUGAAUCAAGGCACUGCUCGAGGAUCUGCUGUAGGAUUCAAAUUGGACAGCCUUCUUAAAUUGUCUGAUACCCGUGCAAGAAACAAUAAAAUGACUUUAAUGCAUUAUUUGUGUAAGCUCCUUGCUGAGAAAAUGCCAGAGUUGCUGGAUUUUGAUAAAGAUCUGAUUCAUUUAGAAGCUGCUUCUAAGAUUCAAUUGAAAGCUUUGGCUGAAGAAAUGCAAGCUGUGAGUAAAGGUCUGGAAAAGGUUGAGCAAGAACUUGCUGCUUCAGAAAACGAUGGAGCAAUCUCUGCUGGUUUCCAAAAAGUGCUGAAGAAUUUUCUUGAUACUGCUGAAGCUGAUGUAAGGUCGUUAAUCUCCUUGUACUCUGAAGUGGGAAGAAAUGCAGAUUCUUUGUCUCAAUACUUCGGGGAGGAUCCAGCUCGGUGUCCUUUUGAACAAGUGACACAUGUCUUGUUCGUUUUCGUCAAGAUGUUCAAAAAGUCACGAGAGGAAAAUGAAAGACUUGCUGAGGCCGAAAAAAAGAAGCUUGAAAGGGAAGCCAUUAAAGACCGGACAGUAACCAAUUCAUCUGCAAGGAAAGAUGAUGUUAAAUAGAGCACCAUGAAAUCUACAUCAUACAGUUGAUGUUUUGGUGGGUCAUUUGUUGCCAGAAACUGGUGGUCGAUUUAAGAAUCAUUUUCUACUUCACGCCCUAGUUCGACCAAGUUAACGCAAAGUACCCUGCUUCGAACUCAAAACCUUAAGCCCGCAAUUCUUUUUGAGGCAGGUUUUACUUUCUCAGAAGCUGCCGUACAGGUCAAGAUCUGUCUACCCUUAAGCUCUGUUUUUGAAGAAACUGGAAACUCGACGGCAACUUGACAUUUUCUUGUUCAGGUACAUCCUCUUCAGAGGGAUAAAUUAUGCGUAUGGUUAAAUACAACUUGCUCAAUUGUAUUCGAGCUGUAAAUAUUAUAACUAGAUAUGCUAGAUGCUAGCACUGUAAUCUUUUCGUCACUAAUGUCGAAAGGUUUUGUACCAUCUCAUCGGAAAGGGUUACGUUUUGUGAAUAUUUCUUUUUGGCUUUGGAUGAUAUUUGAUGAAUUAUCCAUCAAACAUCUUGAGUCACAUGAGCAAAAGCUACUGAGCUAUUUCAUAUCUUA
Malus domestica (apple) is the source of this 4495-nucleotide messenger RNA. Its product is annotated as formin-like protein 14. The record is from RefSeq and is a predicted model, not a curated record. Lineage: Eukaryota; Viridiplantae; Streptophyta; Magnoliopsida; Rosales; Rosaceae.